Megachile rotundata (alfalfa leafcutting bee) is the source of this 6274-nucleotide messenger RNA. Its product is annotated as WD repeat-containing protein 44. The record is from RefSeq and is a predicted model, not a curated record. Gene Ontology annotation, molecular function: protein binding. Lineage: Eukaryota; Metazoa; Arthropoda; Insecta; Hymenoptera; Megachilidae.
GAACUUUAAAUCCUCGGAAGAUAUCUUUAUUUGCUCUUUUUUUUAAGGAAUAUCUCUGUUAUCGUUAUCGUCAGUAUCAGUACAAAUCUACAGUUAUGUAAUGAUUAUAAAAUAUAUGUACAAGUUCGGACUGAAAAUCGUUCAGUUGUCUUAGCUCCAAAUAAUGAAUCGAAUAACUCGUGUUUUCAUGUAAAAUUUGAAGUGAAAGAUCGCUUGUUUUAUUAGCUAGAAAAUUGACGUUAAAAUUGGCGGUAGAGAACAUGCGCGGAGCAGCAGCCAAAUCAAAUACAGGCACCGACUGUUAGGAUUCCCCUCCGGUGCAGGUUUCACUCUUCUUAUCCAUGAUCCAAGCUUAUACUUCUUCCCUAUGUUCCUAGGUCCAUGUGAAAUACGCCACCAGAGUAUCAUUCAGCACGGAGCUUGUGCACUUGUGUAACCGCUAUUACAAGUCAAAUCAUGACUUCGUGCCGCUUGCGAUCAUGUAGCCGCUUCUAUCUGACCCUAGUGUUCGCGAUUUUGCGAAACGCGUGACGUGCCUUGACAGUACCGAUGCGGACAAGAGUAUUAUUACCAAUUAUUCAGUGCAGACGACAAUGUCUGGAAGUAGCGAUUCUGAAGAAUUUUUCGAUGCGGAGGAUGAUACUUUCCACCGCAAUACACGAAAAGGUAAACAACGCGAUUCCAUCAGCAUUGAAAUACAGACUAAAGACACAUCAGAAGCUUCCAAAAAAUCAGAUGAUGAUGUUUUUGUGAAACCUGCUCAACCUAAACCAAUUGUAGAACCAAAGGAACAUGUAACUAUAGAAUGUACACUUAGUAAAGAUAAAUCUGUGAGUAUUUAUGACAAUGGAACUAUUACUGACGACUGUAAAAGGUGUUAUAAAGAAUGUUUAUCGUUUAAGGAUGAAGAUGGAAAAGAAUCAAGUAUGGAUAAAAUUGUUGGUAGAAGGAGAUUUCGUGAACUCAGACAACGCAUGCAAACAGAGGAUGAUGAUAUCCCGAUUAAUAGUUCUCCUCCGGACAGCCAAACAUCGUCCAUCGAGGGUGUAUAUCCUACUCCUUCAAAGACAACUCAUCCAUUUAGAAUUAUAGAGCAUGAUACUCUUAGUUUACAAAGUAUGACAUCUUUAGGACGAGUGGGUCGAAUUUUAGCUGGAGUUGGGGACAGUGCCUCUGCUAUACUUGCACCAAAUGUAACUCAGUGCCCCCCUUCUGCUACCCUUACCCGUGAAAGCCAGAUGUCCUCGAUUGCUAGUAUUCCCAGUAAAGAUGAGGAUACAGCAUCGGGUAAGGUGUCCCAGUCCUCCAGCAUCUUUACGUUAUCAGGGGAUAUUCUUCAGGAAUCCUCUGUUAACGGUAGGUCCAAUUACUCUUCGCACUCACAAAAUGAUAAGACUGUUAUCCUUCAAGAACCUGAUGUCAUCGCUAGUACAAAAAAUAAUGGCAAAUCAAAUGAAGAUAUUACUGUGGUUGGAAUACCUGUUGCACCACCAAGACGUAAAAAAAAAUCAAAAGCUCAAACGCCCACUGAUCUUGCUCCUAAUGCCGCAGAAUCAGCAUUACCGACUUCGCCGUUACCAAGUCCAGCAAGUACUAUUGAAUCCAUUACCAGAGAAUUUGAACACUCCCUGGAUAUCCGGUCCGCAACAAAGGGACAAUAUGUUGUGAAACCACAAGAUGAAGAUAAAUCAAAAGCUGAAGGCCCAUCAACUGAAGAGUUAGAAAGAAUAGAAAGAAUGAAAGCAGAGUUAAUGAGUAUGAAAUCAAGCGACAAGUCCAGUAGCCCACUAGGAUCCAUGUCUAGCAAUAGUAUUGGCCGUUAUUCCUUAGGUCCUCACAAAUUUUCGGGCUUAAGUCCCCAAGGUUCGAAAGAAAGACGAAAAUCGGCUGGUGACCAAGACAUGGUCAAACAGCUGAACAUGUUUGUGAGAACAAGAACAGAUUCCGGAAAGCGUCUGACGGACAUGGAAAUUUUGGAACAAGUGACUGUUCUGAAUUUAGAUACCGGUGAGAGAGUGCCAUUAAGUAUAGCGGAAGAUAAAUUGCCACAGUGUAUUAACCCCUUGUCGCUUCACAUCAUGAGACUCACGUCAGAAUACAUAAGUAAUUCCAGUUUGGAGAAAGAAAAAGAAAGUGACGAGGAAAGUGUUGACAGUAAAAUGUCCAGUAUACCACCGGAUGAAGAUGUGUCCGUUGGUAGAGUUCGAAAGAAAACUCAGAAGUUAAAGCGAUUCUUGGGGUCCACCGUGAAGAAGACAAUGGACAAAGCAAAAUCCAUCGCGCAGGAGGUGUCUCACGCGAGACAUAAAGAAGAUGUCAUGGAUAUAGUAGACGACGUGUAUCCCGGUGAACAACAGUACAUCAAACUGAAAGCGUCCAACAGUCACAAAGGCCCGUACGAGUUCAGUUGUUUGCAACACGUUCAAGAUUUGAGUGGUGAGCACGUGGGUCCUGUUUGGUGCAUGAAGUUUUCAGCCUGUGGGCGACUACUCGCCACGGCAGGGCAAGAUCGAGUCCUAAGAAUCUGGGUCUUACGAGAUGCUUUCACGUAUUUCCAAGACCAGCGAACCAAAUACAACGCUGAGAAAGUCAGUCCAACUCCUUCCCAAGAAUCUUUAGUGUCGCAGCAGUCCAUGGAGGACCCCAACGUCGUGGCUAGUGCCUUUAGCGAAAUAGAAGGAACGAAAAGCCCCUUUAUGCCAAAGCCGUUUUGCACCUAUACAGGGCACACCUCGGAUCUGCUCGACGUUUCAUGGUCUAAAAAUUACUUCGUUCUGUCAUCGUCGAUGGAUAAAACCGUGCGUCUUUGGCACAUAUCGCGAAAAGAAUGUUUAUGUUGUUUCCAACACAUUGACUUCGUUACGGCCAUAGUGUUCCAUCCCCGCGAUGAUCGUUACUUCCUCUCCGGAUCUCUGGAUGGCAAACUACGCUUGUGGAACAUCCCGGACAAGAAAGUGGCCGUAUGGAACGAAGUCGACGGUCAAACUAAAUUGAUAACCGCCGCAAAUUUUUGUCAGAACGGAAAGUUCGCGGUGGUCGGCUCCUACGAUGGCCGGUGCAUAUUUUAUAACACGGAUCAGUUGAAGUACCACACGCAGAUACACGUUCGAUCAACCAGAGGGAAGAACUCCACCGGAAGAAAGAUCAGCGGAAUCGAACCCAUGCCGGGUGAAGAUAAAAUCUUGGUUACUUCGAACGACAGUCGUAUUCGUUUGUAUGAUUUACGAGAUUUGAAUUUGUCUUGUAAAUACAAAGGUUACGUUAACGUCAGUAGUCAGAUCAAAGCGAGCUUCAGCCCCGACGGGCAGUACAUAGUCAGCGGCUCGGAGAAUCAGUGCAUUUAUAUUUGGAAAACUCAUCACGAUUAUUCGAAAUUCUCAAGCGUGCGUAGAGAUCGAAACGAUUUUUGGGAGGGUAUUAAGGCUCACAACGCUGUAGUGACUUGUGCGGUGUUUGCACCAAAUCCAGAUAGUAUUAUUAAACAUAUUGAAGAGAGAGAGCAAUGGGAAAGUAAAGAGGACGCGAAAAAUUUAGGCGGUUCAACCAUGGAUGUUCCUCCAGUCGAUCCCGUGGUUGAACAGCGCACUAAAGGCUGUGGCGGACACGUUCUUGUAAGUGCUGAUUUCAAUGGCUGUAUAAAGGUUUUUCUAAACAAGACGAAACCUAAGCAUAGUUCCCUACCAGCAUCUGCUCUCGCGUAACACGAUACUACACUGAUUUGUGCACUAUUGCUAAUAAUAAGAAAUUAAUAAGAACACCAAUAUAUCGUAUACAUAUAUUUGUUUUAUCUCAGCGAAUUACGUAGGCAUCACUGUACGCUAUUUUUUAAGAUAAACGCGGCUGUACUAAAAACUUUCUGAAAGCAGAAUAUUUUGAGAUGCAUGCCAAAAGGCUUACUUCACGAUAAGCUUCAAAGAUUAUAGUUAGUAAUAUUACCCAGAAAUCGAAUGCUCAGAUAAUAUUUCGGUUCUCAUUUACCUAAUUUUAUUGUUAUCAUUAAUUAAUGAUCAUUGAAGGGCUAUCCUGUUCAUUGUAAAUUAUAUAACAUUUGCGUACUAUUAUUAUAAUUUCUACUGAAGCUUUAAAUAAGUCGUAUAAAGUACAUAGUUUUAUAAGACGUUGUAUUUUUAACACUUUUUUAAAUUCGACAUUAUAUUUUUAUUGAUUUUUUUCCUUUCUUGUAUUAUAUAUGUAUUUUCGGUGCUGGUCCACUGCGAUCAAUAUAGUUGUACACGCAAACUUUGCCAAAAUUAUGUUACAAAAUACACAGUGAACGUGGAAUUGUUUCGAUUAAUUUAUAAAACGGAAAGAGCACCUUGGUGAAGAAACAAAGUAUAAAGGACAAGCACGAUGGCCGUAUAGAGUAACGAUUUAAUGAAUUGUAUCGGUAAUCUUGAAUUAAUAUACCUUGGUGAUUCAUCGUUAAACAAAUGUUGGAUAACACCUACAAAGUUUAAUGAAAAUCAAAGUGGAUUUUCAAAUCCUAAUGGUUUCUAAAAUACGUUCUAGAACUUUACCGUGAUAAGAUAGCGUAACACAUCGAAGACAAUAUAUAUAUUAUAUAUAUUAUAAAUAUAAAAAGAAACGAAAAAAUGUUGGUUAGUUGAAUCGCAUCAUCGUUAAGUUUUUCUACGAACGCAGUUCACAUUUUAGAAAUUAAUUCGAAAAUUUAACGUGAAAAUUCAUCGUACAGUAUCGUGUAUGGUUCAGGAAAAUGGCGGCUUAGGGGAAACUGAAAUUCUCAAAUUUACAAACUUACAGAUUUGGAACCUUAGAAAUUUAUAAAUUUAGCGAUUUGGAACGGUAGCGUUUAGGGAAUUCGAUUUAGAAAUUUGGGAAGUUUAGAAAUUCUGAAAUCUGAAUUUGGAAAUUUGAGAAUUUAUAUUCGACUUCUACAUUUUCUUAAGGAAACUAUGCUCGAUAUUGUGUGUCAUGAUUUAACAUUUGCGCUCUGUAUAAAACUGUAUCUUCACCCUUACCGUGUGAAUUGAUUUUGUCAUUUAAUUUUAAUUAGAGCUUAAAGCUUUAACUAUAAUUUGCCAGUAAUUUUUUGUGCAAUCUGUAAUUUAACUGUAAGGUAAUUUAAAGAAAUUCAUCUCCGAAGAAAUUAUUUUUUAAAAUGUGAAUUUUGUUAUUUUUUAAAUUCGCAAAUUGGAGAUUGCACAGUAAGGGAUGAUCGAAGUGAGCGCAAGAACCUUGCUUCUUGACAUAAACAUUAAGUAGAAAAUUGUUAUAACGCUCACACGACUCGCUACGUUCAAUGUUCGACAGGAUCUGUCGUGCCUCAUUUUGAUCUGAUUUGAAGGUGUUGUUCGAAAAUACCUGUUUCGCAAUGUGUCAAUUAUAGCGGCAGAGAGUAUAUGUAUACCCUUGAAACGGCAACCACGCCGUUCGAAACUCUGCAUUUUACGAUUCUCUAUGUAUGUAUUUGAUAAAUUAUGUCUUGAAAGAUGAUGCGCUAUUCGGUCGCGUGUUGAAGUCACGAUGGUCGUAGACGCGACACCUUUGACGCCAUUAUGGUUGCACGAUUACCAUAUUUUGUUAAUAUUUUAGGAUUAUCACAACAUCCAUAAUUCACGGUAUAAUUACUGUGAAUUAAUAUUUGCAAAAUUUGGAGAUCUGCAAAUUUAAGAAUUUGCAAAUUUAUGAAUUUGCAGAUUCCAUAAAAUUUAGGUCAGUGUUAAUACUGAAAUAUUAACAAUAAAUAUUAAUCGUUCCCGUGUCGCAGAAACGAUCAUCAGAAUAUACAGAGUUGCUCAUUACUCGAAUGAUCUCCAAAGUUAAAUUUCAAAUAAAAGUAUUCGAAGACAUAAAUUUUGUUAUCGUAAAAAUAACAAAUAAUGUAGAAUUUGUUACUCUUGCAAUAACUAAAAAAUCGAAUCGUAAAAAAUUGUUUAUCAAUAUUUUUGUUUGAUUUGAAAUUAGCUAAUUGAAGAUCGUUCGGUUAAUCCUCAAUUCCGGCGAUAUACGAUAUAUGUAUUUUAUUUAUAUCGUAAAUUCAAUGUAAAUACGCAGAAAAGAAAUGUAGGUAUUUUGUGUAAAUGCAAUUGUAAAUAUAUAUUAAUCGGGCGAUAGCGUAAAUCGCUUAUUAACGACAUUGUCAUUCCGACAGCGGCGUGCACAAAACUAUUGUUUGUGAUCUCGUAGUAAUCAGUAAUCAUGUAAUAUAUUUAAUGUAUUAAUAGUAUGUUCAUGUAUGAAACAUGUGUCUGUUUUUUAUGUUGCCGUCACACAGCAAUAUACAUAAAGUUUACAUCAAUCAUUAGAAACGUGU